This is a messenger RNA of Drosophila willistoni, 2323 nucleotides long. Its product is annotated as spidroin-1. The transcript is spliced from 5 exons. The coding region runs from base 97 to 1470 and encodes 457 amino acids. The record is from RefSeq and is a predicted model, not a curated record. NCBI's taxonomy places the organism in Eukaryota, Metazoa, Arthropoda, Insecta, Diptera, Drosophilidae.
UUGCGUGUUGGUGCAUUCCGUGUGUGAGUGUGUGUGUGCCUGUGUGGUGGGUGUCCCAGUGUAAGAAAUUAUAAGAGAGCAGCCUUUGGGUAAAACAUGGAAGGAGCUGUCCAAGUAUCAGCACCAUCAAUUGGCGGUGGACCACGUGGCGGAGGCGGCGGCUAUAGAGGACGCGGCGGUGGUCCGCCAUUGAGGGGUGGCUUCGAGCGUGGACGUGGGCGUGGAGGUCGGGGACAUUUUAUGGGCGGCAUGCGGGGUGGCAUGGGAGGCGGUGGACCACCAAUGCAGGGCAUGAUGCAAGGACCACCGCGAGGUAUGCGUCCCAGAGGAGGAUUAGGCUAUCAGGGUCGCGGUGGUGGUGGCGGUGGAGGUUUCCAGCCGCGUGGUGGAGCACCCAUGGGUAUGCGGGGUGGACGCCCGCUUAUGUAUCAGCAACCAGCUCCAAAGCAGCAUACUGGAGCUGAUAACAAUAAGACUGUAUCGCCAGUGCCCACCACUGCAUCGACAAAUGCUGUCGAAGGCCAGACCCAAGAGACAGCUGGCGAUGAGAACACAGACGGAGCUAAUGGUACUGCUCCUUCAGUGUCCAAUGUAGCUUCAGGAAACGGUAGUGGCCCACCGCCUUAUAUGAGUCGUGGACGUGGUCGUGGGGGUCCAUUUAGAGGCCGUGGCUCCUAUAAUCCUCAUCUAAACGGCGGCGGUGGUGGCGGAAUGUACAGUGGUCCUCACUCACAUCAUACCAACUCUCUGGGUGGCGGUGGACGCGGCGCUCCCCGUGGACGCGGUGGCUAUAAUCAAGGUAUGAGUCGGCCACCCAUGCAUCAUAAUCCCAAUACACAAAUUGCACCGGUACCAGCUCUCAAACGUGGCGCUCCUGGUGGUCCCGGCGGCCCCAAACGUGGACGCUACGAUGGUGGACCUUACGGACAGCGGCCAGCGAUGACUCCCAAAUAUCAUACACAACAGCAACACAUGGGAGGACCGCCACAGACGGCAUACGGCUCACCGCCGGCUCAGAGCCAUCAUAGCUACCAGUCGCAUGACCAGACACCGCAGCAAGUAGAUCCCUAUGCCCAGAGCGGUUACUCCUCAACGGCAGCACAACAGGGCUACAAUGGCUACAGCCAGAGUGGUUCCGGCGGCGGUGGCUACGCUCAGCAAGCAAAUGCUGCCCCUGCUGCUAGUGCAAGUUAUGCCACACAUGCGGCCAGUGAAUACGAUCAGAGCCAGUAUCAGGGCUACAACUCCACGGGAUAUGCAACCCAACAGCAAGAUACUCGUUAUCAGUCUUAUGGUCAGGAUUAUAACCAACAGUACGGCUCCACAGCUGUGGACUAUAAUGCCACUGGCCAGGCAGACUACAGUCAGCAUGGGCAGCAAAGCGCUGCCGCUUAUGAUGAAAGAGCCUAUGCAGGCUAUGAUUCGCAAUCAUAUUCACAGAGUUAUUCAAAUGCAGCUGCUUACUAUUAGGACUACAACCACCACCACUACCAUCCUAUCUCUCCUUACCCUUAAAUCCCCCUCCAACCCUAAACUGGUAAAUUAAACGCUGUGCGUAUUCCGAAACUAAGCAAAACAAACAAAAAAUUAAAAGUUAAUGCCAAGUUAAGUAACCAAAUCAAGGAGUUAGGGCAAAUCAUAAAGUUUUAUGAAGAGACAAAGCUACACAACAACAAACUCACACACUCAAACACACGCACCUACACUUACACACAACAACAAAAACAAAAAAAAAAACAAAAAAAUAGUCAUAAGCCAGAAAAGUUCUCUUUUUCCUAGUUAAUAAGUAUGCGUCUUUACAUCUCUGAAACUUACAUAUAUAUAAAUUUAUAUAUAUCUAAACAUCUAUAGUAAACAAAAAUAAUUUCUAAUAUUUUUUGUGUUUGUUCGCCUACCACCUUACAAUUACUCCAAUUUCAACAACCUGCUUCCCAUUUUGUGUAAUGUUUUUUGACAGAUGGAGUUUGCCUUGUACUCCAGCGCCUAAAUUAAUGAUCUGUAAUUCAAUUAUUUUGCCUUUAAUUUUUUUUAUAUUAUAAAAUUAUCAUGGAACUGUGACCAAAGUAUGCUUGAAAUCAUAUUUCUAAUGAACUUAUCUUACAUCUAUAUAGAUUAAUAUCUAUCAAUCGCGUCAACUCAUGACAAAAUUGUAUAAACUUUAGUUUUUAAGGUUUAAAAAAACAAACGAAACAAUAACCACAAAUAUUUGAAAAAUCUUUUGUUAUUUUUUCAACUCGGUCUAAUAUCCCAAAAAAAAAAAACAAAAAAAGCAAAUAAACGAAGAAGAAGAACUAUCAUUUUCCUAAUUUGACGAUAAACAUUA